AUGUCAUCCUUCGAUAGUUCAAUCAACUUGUUUAUUGAUCGAAUGUUCGCAUCAAAUAGAUAUAGUCUUCCAAGAAUUAUUAAAGAUGAAAACUCUGCAAAUCAUCAUAUUGAUAUUCGUUGUGGUAAACCAAUAACAUUUAUCAAUAACAACAAUCUGAACUGUUUUUUAUUAAAUCAUAUUCGUACUCGGUUCACCGCACAUGAAGCCUGCUGGAUCAACCAAAUUAAAUACUCUGUCUACACGCGUGAGAUCAAUAGCAAAAUUAAUGAUUCUUGUAUACUUUAUCGUGAUAAUAAUACGAAUAGUAUUGGUUUUAUCAUGGCUAUAAUAAAUGAAAGCGAACAUAUACAAUUUGUUGUUAUGCCUGCGAAUCUGGUUUAUUAUGAUGAAUUUCUUUUACGAAAAGAAUUAUUUAGAAACAUAUCUGUGGUUUAUGGAGAAUUAAUUAAUACAUCAGAAUUCAAAUUGGUUUCAUAUAAUGAUUUGUUACUGAAAUUAGUUUUUAAAUUUGAACAAGAAAAUAAUUGUACAUUUUUUAUUUUUCCAAAUACAACUGAAAGUACAUAA
Molecule: messenger RNA, 570 nt
Organism: Rotaria sp. Silwood2
Lineage: Eukaryota; Metazoa; Rotifera; Eurotatoria; Philodinida; Philodinidae
Source: the annotation of a GenBank genome assembly